CGACAACAAUAAAAGCGAAAACUCUGUUGAAGAAAGGCACGAUCAUGGAACAACUAUAAUUCGAUGAGCAUCAAGAUGUUGACCCGAAGGCAUGGAGAGUCUCGGUUCCCCGUCGUGGGCCUCAGGUGAUGCGGUGGAGGCGUCACAUCAAACGCCUUCCCCUGUCAGCUUUGGACUGAAUCAUAUUAUGGCGUGCCGGUUCUUGAUGUCGUGCUGAGCGUAUCGACUGCUCGAAUAUAAUCGGAGUGCUGAGCCAGCAGCGGAGAACGCGUGGAAAUCGUAGUCAUGUUCUUGUUGGGCAAGAAGUCUCCAGAAACCGGGAACGGCUCGCCCUCGCCCUCGCCGGCGGACAGUGUCACUAGCACUGACAGCAACUUCUCGGAUGAGGAUUUAACCGCUUUGGUAAAGCGGACUUGGCGCGAAAAGCUCGAACUAGGUCGCGAGCGUGAUGAAAUCACCUUAGUGAGCAAGAAGGACAGCAGUUCCGAUCGGGAUUACCCCUCCAGCAUUACCGGCUGUUCAGCAGGAGAUAAUGCAGAUGAAGAUAUUUAUACUGUGGAGGUCGGGAAAGCAACAUCAUCAUGGAAGAACGGGGUACAGGAUUACAUCUUCACGAAUCGACAGCGAACAUUUGCGCGUAUUCAAAUUCUCCAGGCCGCGCGCGUUGUGUUGACCCUAAUUCUUGUCGCGUUAACGGUGUUUACAAUUCACUACUCACUAGCAUGCUUCGGGUCUGCCGAUAAGGACGCGUGUGAGGUCGCGACUGC
This is a messenger RNA of Amoebophrya sp. A25, 767 nucleotides long. The record is from the annotation of a GenBank genome assembly. NCBI's taxonomy places the organism in Eukaryota, Dinophyceae, Syndiniales, Amoebophryaceae.